This is a messenger RNA of Propithecus coquereli (Coquerel's sifaka), 2184 nucleotides long. RefSeq names its product sarcoglycan, zeta (gene SGCZ). NCBI's taxonomy places the organism in Eukaryota, Metazoa, Chordata, Mammalia, Primates, Indriidae. Gene Ontology annotation, biological process: cardiac muscle tissue development; heart contraction. The transcript has 8 exons. Gene Ontology annotation, cellular component: sarcoglycan complex; sarcolemma. The record is from RefSeq and is a predicted model, not a curated record. Bases 669 to 1607 code for a protein of 312 amino acids.
CUUUUAGCAUAACCUUCCAAGGAGAACGUUCCCUUCAGACUUUAUUAUCUUCUUUUCCCCAAUGAGAGAAUACCUCUCAACUGCAAGACAUUUUUUUUUUUUUAAGUCUAUGCAGGACUUCGGGGAUUCUGUUAUCUUGCCAGGGAAAUUGAUCAUGGCUAAUGCCUGGGACUGGUGCUAAAUGAGCUACCAGAGUACGCCUGGCGGAGCAAGGCUUUUAUCAUAUACUCUUCUCUUCAGUUUGAACACAUUUGCUUGAAAUUUGCCGCAUGAUGCUGUCCAGGGAAGCAGCUUUUUUUCUCGGGAUGCAGCAAAUCGCUGGUUUCUAAGCUUAUUGCAGAAGAAGAAAUAAUCUUAAAUAGAGUGGAUUGUUUUUUUUUUUAACCUCCUGCUUGAUUCGUUGAUUCGACUGAGCUGUGUUGCACCGCGGUAAAGAUCACCUGUCACUAAAUCUUUGAGGAAGUAAAACAAAAGUGAAUUAUCAUUAUUAUUUAUUUAUUUUUAUUAUUUUUAACUGGCGGAGGCGGCGUGACCACGGAGAAUGAGACUGAGAGAAGCUGCCAGGGCUUGGAGGAGGAUAAAGCUGAGUUUAAGCUGGAAACUAAAAGACUAGAUUGUUUUUGGGUCCAACUUGCCCGGUUCCUCUCCACUUCCUCUAGUUUCGCUCCAUGGACAGAUCAACAAACCUGGACAUCGAGGAGCUCAAGAUGACACGAGAACAAUACAUACUAGCAACACAACAGAAUAACCUGCCAAGGACUGAGAAUGCACAACUUUACCCAGUGGGAAUUUAUGGAUGGCGAAAGAGGUGCUUAUACUUCUUUGUCCUUCUGCUGUUGGUUACCAUGAUAGUUAACUUAGCCAUGACAAUAUGGAUAUUGAAAGUUAUGAAUUUCACCGUGGAUGGUAUGGGAAAUCUGAGAGUCACCAAGAAGGGAAUCCGACUUGAAGGUAUAUCUGAGUUUCUACUUCCAUUGUAUGUGAAAGAAAUUCAUUCCCGAAAGGAUAGUCCACUGGUCUUACAGUCUGACAGAAAUGUAACAGUGAAUGCAAGAAAUCACAUGGGGCAGUUAACUGGACAGCUGACAGUAGGAGCUGAUGCUGUGGAAGCUCAGUGUAAAAGAUUUGAAGUGAGAGCCAGUGAAGAUGGCAGGGUGCUGUUUUCUGCAGAUGAAGAUGAGAUUACCAUUGGGGCUGAAAAGCUGAAAGUUACAGGCACUGAAGGAGCAGUAUUUGGGCACUCUGUGGAGACGCCUCAUAUCAGAGCAGAACCAUCCCAAGACCUCAGGCUUGAAUCACCGACAAGAUCCUUGAUAAUGGAAGCUCCUCGUGGGGUCCAGGUGAGCGCUGCUGCAGGAGAUUUCAAGGCUACCUGCAGGAAGGAGCUCCAUUUGCAGUCUACAGAGGGGGAGAUAUUUUUAAAUGCAGAUACAAUCCGGCUGGGAAAUCUACCAACCGGCUCAUUUUCAUCUUCUUUACCCAGCUCCUCAACUUCUCGACAGACUGUGUACGAACUCUGUGUCUGCCCCAAUGGCAAACUUUACCUUUCUCCAGCAGGAGUAGGUUCCACGUGUCAGUCCAGUAGCAACAUCUGCUUGUGGAGCUGAAGUGACUGAUUUCUCCUCACACCAGAAUAGCCUUUUGUUCCUGUCCGUCUGCUUCACAGUUCUGCUCGGUUUCCCUUGUGAUCAGUCCAGAGCUUCUCCAAAUGGUCCACAGAGCAACUUCUUCCAGUGUGAGCUGGGAUUCGCCACCACCUUCUCUUGUGAUUUAUAGUACUGCUCAACACAGAGAGUGUGAGUGACACAGCAGUGGAAAAACCAUCGUCAGCAGGAAAACUGGAUCAGAACUUUUGCUCAAAAGGGAGAAUAACAUAGGUGCCUUUGCUACAUGCAGUGAAGCACACAGUUUUAGAUUUUUGCAGGACCUGGAUAUGAACUGCACAUAUAUACAUUACAUAAAUGAAAUUCCCAGUAUCCAAUGGCAAGAUGAAAUGGUUAACCCUGUAAGAAAACUAAUUCUACAGUCUGAAAGCACAAUUUUCCAUUCAUCUUUUUGGAUGUAAACUUUUAUCCCCAAAUUUUAAAAUUUUGAAGCAUUAUGUAAUGCUUGCUUUAAUAAAAAUUAAAUUCAAUACAUGAUUUUUAACAAAACAAAACAAAACAAGACAGAAUCCUUCCCUGA